Molecule: messenger RNA, 1259 nt
Organism: Argiope bruennichi
Lineage: Eukaryota; Metazoa; Arthropoda; Arachnida; Araneae; Araneidae
Gene: Mdh2
Product: malate dehydrogenase, mitochondrial-like
Exons: 8
Coding region: 94-1110 (338 amino acids)
Biological process (GO): tricarboxylic acid cycle; malate metabolic process
Cellular component (GO): cytoplasm; mitochondrion
Molecular function (GO): L-malate dehydrogenase (NAD+) activity
Source: RefSeq, a predicted model, not a curated record
GGAAGGUGUCAUUGUGGCAACACUCGCUUCGUCCUACUUGCACCUUGAAAAUCUGGUAGUUCUGAUAUCGGCUAGUUUCUGUUAAAAAUUAAAAUGUUUUCAACAAUGUCUAAAGUUUCUGCAGGAAGAGUUAUUCUGAGGAAUUUCUCUUCAACAGCAAAGAGGCAGGCUAAAGUAGCUGUUCUUGGUGCAAGUGGUGGCAUUGGUCAGCCUAUGUCCUUACUCAUCAAACAAAGUCCUCUAGUUUCUCACCUUUCUUUAUAUGAUAUUGCCCACACUCCUGGUGUGGCAGCAGAUUUAAGUCACAUCAAUACUGGCGCUGCAGUUACUGGACAUAUGGGACCAGAGCAAUUAGAAGCUUGCUUAACUAAAUGUGAUGUUGUUGUGAUUCCUGCCGGUGUGCCUCGUAAACCAGGUAUGACAAGAGAUGAUUUGUUUAACACAAAUGCAUCUAUUGUUCGAGAUCUGGCUGCUGCUUGUGCAAAAUAUUGCCCCAAAGCUAUGAUUUGCAUCAUAUCUAACCCAGUAAAUUCAACUGUACCCAUUGCCUCUGAAGUAUUCAAGAAGCAUAAUGUAUAUGAUCCCAAGAGGAUAUUUGGUGUCACCACAUUAGAUGUUGUUCGAGCUAAUGCCUUCAUCGCUGAGGCAAAGGGACUAGAUCCAACUGAAGUUAACUGCCCAGUUAUUGGAGGACAUGCUGGAAUUACAAUCAUCCCCUUAAUUUCUCAGUGCAAGCCAUCUGUGUCAUUUGAUGCUGAUAAAUUAGAUGCUAUGACCAAAAGAAUCCAAGAAGCUGGCACUGAAGUUGUUAAAGCUAAAGCAGGAGCUGGUUCUGCUACACUUUCCAUGGCGUAUGCUGGGGCAAGAUUUACAUUUUCUUUAUUGAAUGCCAUGAAAGGAAAAAGUGGAGUAAUUGAAUGUGCAUACGUCAAAUCCAAUGAAACAGAAGCAUCAUAUUUUUCUACACCUUUGCACUUAGGGCCCAAUGGAGUGGAAAAGAAUUUAGGUUUAGGAAAACUCUCAGCAUAUGAAAAAGACUUGGUUGAGAAGGCUAUCCCUGAGCUGAAAGGCAACAUUAAGAAGGGAGAAGAAUUUGCACACAAGGCCUGAUCUCCUUUUUAUUAAAAAAUGAGAAUAACAUCUUCUAUGGUAAAUAAGUCUACUUAGAGGAGUUGUGUACAUAAUCGGUUCAAUAUAUGUCAACCUGGAAAUCAAUGUACUUUGAACAUAGUGAAAUAAAUAAAACCAUUUCAAAUUUA